AUGGGUGAAGGAGAUGGUGGUAGAGAUUAUGCUGUUCAAUUGGUAGUAAUGCAGAUGACACUCCACUGGCCCUCCGGGGGCCACUGCCUAUUCGCACAAAAACUCGAAAACGAUCUCAAUUCCUUAGAUACAAGCCUCAGUCGGGAUGAAUUCAACUUCACAUUUACAACCAUUGAUGGAAAUGGCACAUUUAAGGAAUUGGAGAAUAAUAUUACUACAUUUCCGACGAAGUUAAGUGCGAGUGCGAAGGAUAAAGCACAGGAAUUGGAUGAGAAAGCAACGUGCAUUUGGAAUGUUGCGACGAGGUUGAAGAGGAGUCUCCCUGCGGAGAACGAUGACGAUGAGGAUGGAGGAUCGAAGACUUGGGAUAAAAGGAAUGAGCUCAGAGCUGUCCUGAUUAUGGUUAGAAUGUUCGCUUUCCUGGUGUUGGAUUGUGCGAAUGAGUGUGGGAAUUCUGUCGCUCAUAUACAAGCGGAUACUGGUGGAGAUGAAGAAAAAGAGAAAGGGGAGAAGUCCAGGGGAAACUUGUUGAGAUUGAUGAGAGUGGGAAUCAAGACCGGGAAAGACUGCUUGGAUGGACAAAAGAUCGAUUAUGCCGUCAAAGUCUUGGAGAAGCUUGCAGGAUACACAGGAUACAGUGAAGAACUUUUACGUACAUACGAAUCAUCUGGUGCAUCAGAAGAAAGGGCUGCCUGCGCAAGAUUUACUGCUGAGUAUUUUGUUGUUAGAACUUUAUUGUCUCUCGGACACUUAUAUGAGAUGGGAAAGGCACUACUUGAGAAGCAACAGCAUGCUUUGUCUGUCAAAUGGCUGGAGCGUGCUUAUAAAGUUCUGAGUGGUGAUGAGUUGGACAAAUUGAGCGCUGAUGCUACAGAACUACGAGUAUCCAUUGUCCAAACACUCACCAAGGCACUCUUAGAGACUAAAACACCUGAAUCGAUACAACGGGCACGAGAGUUGAUUGACCUUCUCGAGUGCGAACUUGGCGAUAAAUUGGUAGUUCUACUUUUGAAACUGGAACUUCUGACGGGGAUUCCAAAAGAAACUUUUGAUGGUUUGCCAUAUAGUGCUAUUCUCAAUAAGAUGAUUCGAACUCUUGUUUUAAAUCCGACGAAUUUGCGAUUGUUCAUGUUUCAUGUUAGGAAACUUCAUGAAAAGGCGCCGAGUUUGGCAUGUGGAGUUCUAGAUGAGAUGAUUAGAUUACGAGUCAAAGAGUUGGUGACUAUGACAGAAUGGUUAGAGAAAGCUCUUCUUACGAGGAUCUGGAUGUGUGUUAGUGGGAGAGAAACUGGAGAAUUGUUUGUUGCUAUUGAUGGGUUUCUUACCAUGAUUGCGGGGAACAACGUGAAUUCGAUCGGUGUCGAGGCUACCAUGGCUGCUCAUACGUUAAUCUGGAAGAAGAUAGAAGCAAACUAUGGUCUAAAGCAGUAUGAAGUAACUGAGAAAUGGUGUCGUCUUGCAAUUCAUGGACUUUUUAAGAUACCUGGAGAGGCCAAUAUGGCUAAGAUAUCUCGGAAACUGCUUCUGUGUGCCCUUAAUCGAGGAGAUAUCAAUUCUGCUCGUGAUACCUUUACAUCUAUGUCCGAUUGCGCAAAAGAAGAGCCAUUAACACGAUUUCUCAUGUACAAAAUAGCAAUCAGAAGUGAGGAGGUCGAAUUGGCAGCAGAAUGCCUUGAAAAGGUGGCUUCAUGCACCGAAGACCCCUCCCUGCUUUUCGCUUGUGUUCUUGAUGCACAACAAGUUGGCAACAAGAAACAUGUUUUAGAUGCUCUUUGGAUGGUACUAGACAAAUGUGGAUAUUGUGUGCAAGAGAAUGUGCGUCUUCCGUCGAUUAUCAGGAUGAUUAUUGUUCUACUUAUUGGUAUGAUUGACGCCGAGAACACACCAAGUGGUUACGCCAGAGAGAACAUUGAGAAACUGUGUAAAAUGUUCGAAAAAGCACUCAGCGCCGUUCAAAAAUCCCUCAAUCGAGAAAUAUGGACAAUCCUCGAACUCGAAUGGCUUUCCCGAAAUUCCUACAACCUAUCCCUCAAACAUCUUUCCGUUUGGGAACCCCAACAAUCUCUUAGAAUGCUCGCCUGCUGUAUCGGUUUUAUUGAUUGCUACCCACGAGAUAUCGGUGAAGACGCACGUGAGGACGUUACACUCCGAAAAAUGUUCUGCAAUUUCUGCGCCGCAACGAUUUUCGUUUCCAUCGCAAGAGCAGAACAGAAUGUUGAACCACAAUUACAGUUCUAUCUUAAUUUAAGGAAACAUGUAGCGAGUUUUGAUCAUAUAUUACAGGAAAAGCUGGAGAAGUUGGAAGUGGAAAUUACCGAGGAUUUGUUGAAGAAACUGUCUGUUCUACUGGCGUUUGAUUUUGAGGCCGCAUGUAGAUUGAAAGAUUGGGGUGGACUUGGAGAGGUUAUCACUAAAGCAGGAAUUUGCAAGAGUAUGAGGGCCUAUGAGUUGAUGGCGGAUUGUAUUUUGAGUUGUGAGGCUCCGACUCAAGUCUUAAUCAUGACUCUCAAAAAAAUCACAAACAAGACGUGGGAAAUGGAAGAAUUUGAUACCAUAAAAUUGUCAAAAUACAUGCGUUGUCUAUUUCAGGCAGCUAUGGGAUCGGACGAUAAGAUUGCAGAGGAACUUAUUGAUCAGGUUUGUAUACUUGCUGCUGAUGCUGCCGAGACACAAAUUCCCUACCCAACUCAAGAACUCGAUUGGUUAGCAACCAAAUCCUUCAACCAUGCCAUCGAUCUCUUCAGCGCAGACAAAGAUGAAGCGUGUAAACGAUGGGCUGAAAAAUCAAUACUGAUUGCGGGAUAUUGCGAUGAUGCGGGAAGUUUGAAGAGGCUUUUGGUGCAGAGAUUUGGGGGUUUGAAAUUCGAUUGUUAG
Botrytis sinoallii is the source of this 2874-nucleotide messenger RNA. RefSeq lists its product as uncharacterized. The coding region runs from base 1 to 2874 and encodes 957 amino acids. The transcript is spliced from 9 exons. NCBI's taxonomy places the organism in Eukaryota, Fungi, Ascomycota, Leotiomycetes, Helotiales, Sclerotiniaceae. The record is from RefSeq and is a predicted model, not a curated record. Gene Ontology annotation, biological process: meiotic cell cycle; regulation of synaptonemal complex assembly.